UCCCCUGCUGACCAUGAUUCAGCUCGUGAACCUUACCGUCUCCACGUGGAGGAAACCUUUUCCAUGAAAGUGAAUGGUCUGGUCCAGGUCAGAAAGGUUGAAGAUUAGUCACAUGCAUAUUACAUGAGCUGUUAUAAAUAAGCCCUGGAGGACUGUCACAAACGACAUCAGCUUCACAUUAGCUUUACGCCAUCGGAGGGAAAUGAAAGAGUUCUUCAGCGACCGCCAUCCUCGAGGGAUUCUCUUCAGCAUCCUGAGUCGUGAAGGUCCAGACGCGCGCAGCUGUCACUGUAAGCGUUCGGUGCGUUUGAGGAGCCCGGAGACCACCUGCCGUGCGGCUUUUGGGGUCCUGAUAAAGACCAUUGACUUCAUGAAGAGCUUGCCUUCCUUUCAAAGCCUGGCCCUCAGAGAGCGGCUGGUCCUCGCUGAGGAGCGCUGGGAGCCGCUCUUCCUCCUGGGUCUUGCUCAGGAUCACGUCACUUUCGAGGUGAAGGUCGUCCCCGAGGCCAGCAUCCUUAGAAACAUACUGAUGUACGGCCGGCAGAAAGCAGACGACCGCCUGCCCAGCCUGGAACAAGUGCACAGGCUCAGAGCGUUCCUGAACAAAGUCUGGAGUCUGGAUCUGAGUCUCCAAGAGUAUUCAUGUCUCAAAGGUGCAAUGCUGUUCAGUCACGGUGCUCCGGGACUGAAGGACGAGGCACGGACAGCUCCUCACCGCACACUCACAGACAUGCUGUUCAUGGCCAGAGCUCUACAGAUGGAGGCCCGAAGCCUGGCGACGGAGCUGUUUUUAGACCCAUCGCCGGCCACAUGGAUCUCCACAAACUCCUCCACGACAUGAUUGUCAAACAAUGAACGAGUCCUAAAACCUGCGAACGAGUAGUUUAGUUCCAUCAUCAUCAAGUCAGUGUGUUUUUUUUAAAUAUAACUUUUAUUAUUAAGUCUUAAAGGCCUCAAAAGCUGACGAUAUUUACUUAAAGGCAUAGUUCAUCCAAAAAUGAAAAUUCUGUCAUUAAUUACUCAUCCUCAAGUCGUUCCAAAACCAUAAAGACCUGAAUUAAAUCUUUGAAACACAAAUGAAGACAUUUUCUGUAAAAUCAGAGAACUCAAGGAUCUUUACACGUUCAAGGCUCAGAUGCGGAGGAAACUAAUUAUUCAAUAAAGUCAUUUUUUCUGUUUUCUUUGUGGUUGAACCUCUGAUAUUACAUUAAUUACUUUACUGAUUCCCAUCGCUACGUUUCUUCUGGCUUAGGAUCUGUCUAUAGGAUCAGAGAGUGUUCUGGAUGGGUUUGAAACAACAUGAGUGAAUAUGUGAAUAUUAUCUUGGUGAACAAACUGCACAAGUAUGAAAAAUGUUUAUUGGUCCAAGAGCUUAUUUUUUGCAAUAAUGCGAAAACAAAAUAUAUGUAGCUUUUUGUUGUAAAAUGUUUUUGUUUCCAAAAAGGGUGUACUUUGUGCAUCUUUUACUGUUUGUCUCCACCUAUUGGUUGUUCUCUGCCAAACAGUGGUCAAAUGUUAAAAAUGUCUAAAAAUGGAUUUGUUUCUCACAGAAAUGCGUUUUUUAAUUGACAAGAUGUCAGCUGAUGGACUGGAGAGGUGUGGAUUACGGUGAUGUUUUUACACUCUCAUUCUGACGGCACCCAUUCACUGCAGAGCAUCCACCGAUGAGAUGCUACUAAAGUUCUCAAAAUCUGCCCUGAGGGUGAGGACAGUUUCAGCCAAAAUGUUUUUUGUGCGCCCUGUUCCUUUAAAAGUCCUCUGUAGUGUAGCACCUGGCAGUGUUGUUAUUUCCCAUCUGUGACAGGAGCUUGCCCAACCUGUUGCGUUUGUUUGCUGUUGUCAGAGCUCAUGUUUUAUAUGAGCAGACAUAUAAAAUCGUCGGGGCUUAUACUUAUAAACACACCUUAACUCAACUAAUAAAAUGUUCCUUUCACUUCUUGUACUGUUCAUGUGCCCAGUUUUCCUCAGACGCGUGUAAACAAAAAAAAGGCAUCGAAUGUCUCGGUAUUUCUCCUCAGGUAUGACAAGCUUGAGUUUCGAUGCUACCUAAACCAUGAGGAGUGGAUGAAUCAUACACCCGAUGAUUCAUUGAGACAUCCUGGAUGAAGAAGCGUUUGACAAACACAUAAAUUCCCCCGCAGUUCCCCUGUAUUCCUCCCGGGGAGGCUUUAUUAAACAAGGGUGGACUGUUGUUCAACUGAUACAGCAGCGACGGUAAACACACUGGAAGCCAAUGGGAGUAUUAUGCUAAAUCACCUCCAGACUGAUAUUGAGCAACUGACAGCCAGGAAUCAGACUGAUCUAUAAAUGAUUGGCUCACACAGAACACGGUUCAGUUACAACCACAUAACCAUUACCGUGGUCUAAAGAGACAGAUCCAUAAGCCGCUGAUUGCUAAGGUUGUGUAAGGUCAUGUCGCUGUGGUUUAUGGAGCGCUGUAUGUAGGUUAAGAGUCAACAACGGUAAGCGGUGUAGUGAAAGAGCUAUAAACACUGCUCUGGUAAGAUUGAAAGCCUGAUAUCAAGAGACAGCUGUGACUAUAAAUGUCAAAAACAUCAAAAAUGAAGUGUAUAUGAAACUAGUUGUAAUGGUGAAAUAUAAAGUGACACUUAUUUAUCUAUAUGUAUAAAGAAAAAAAAGUGCUUUUGGUUUUAGUUUUGAUAAUUGGUGCUUAACAGCUCAUUUCAGUUUUCAUUAAAUGACCACCCCUGCAGUAUAAAGUCUGGGUAUCUUUUUGUCUAUUUGAAACAGCGAUGCUGGUGAAGACUGCUGACUUGUCAAUGGUCCAGAAGACGAUCGCUGAUAGCCUUCUUCGCAUAGAAGGUCAUUCCUGAAAGGUUCGGCUCUACAGAGUGCUGUAUCAAAGCACAUUAAAAGCAAAGAUGACCGGAAGAGGAAACUGGGUAGGAAAAGCUGCCCACAGGCAACAGGGAAGACCGUGAGCAAAGCAGAUUCAAACACUCGGGAGAGCUUCAGAAAGACUAAACUGGAGUCAACCCCUCAGAUGUCUUCAGGAAAAGGGCUACCAGACCACUUCUGAAACAGAAACAUCGGGAGAAACAUCUCACCUGGGCUAAAGAGAAAAAGAACUGGACUGCUGCUCAGUGUCUCAAAAUUCAUUUGAUUGUAAAUCAAGCUCCGGAGGAAGACUGAAGAGGUACAGUCCACUGUGAAGCUUCUGAAGUCAGUGGUUUGAGGCGCCGUGAUCUCUGCUGGAGGUGUUUUAUCAAGUCAAAAUCAACACAGCCGUCUACUAAAGAUGUUGCAAAUUAUUAUAAUGCUUUUGCAAUUAAUACACCAGCUGUCUGUUCAUGCAUCUUGUGAUAACUCCACAGAUCAACACGUAAAUCACAGACACAAGGUGGAUGACGUACUAAAACAACUCUUGCAGUAAACCAUUAUUGCACAUAACCCCUCCAAAACCAUUAUUUUUAUACAUCACUAAAUGCCUGCAGGAGCACUAACCCAUCCGAUCACACAGCGUGCUUCAAAACGAGACACCUUCGCUGCAUUUCACCUGAAGGCAGAAGCAAAGUCCAUGAAUCAAAAAGUGUCAAACGCCAUACAAAGGAUCAGUUUCAAGUGUUUGCUGAGGCACAUAUUCCUCUGCCCUUUCUCCUUAAGCAAAUAUGACUUUCUGCUCCGAUUUCCUGGUAUUCUCUGGAGGUUUAUGGUUUCGAUAUACGAAGCACUCUGUGUCGCAGCUCAAACUCAAGCGUUCUUACGGAUCACCACUUAAGCAGUCGCGUUCAGUUUCCUGCCGCGGUGUGCACGACAUUUAUUUGCAUACCUCGGAUGCAUUAGAGUAGCGUGAACGUUAGGGCAAUCGAUCG
Molecule: messenger RNA, 3833 nt
Organism: Puntigrus tetrazona (Sumatra barb)
Lineage: Eukaryota; Metazoa; Chordata; Actinopteri; Cypriniformes; Cyprinidae
Gene: nr0b2b
Product: nuclear receptor subfamily 0, group B, member 2b
Exons: 2
Coding region: 203-841 (212 amino acids)
Biological process (GO): negative regulation of transcription by RNA polymerase II; circadian rhythm
Cellular component (GO): cytoplasm; nucleus
Molecular function (GO): transcription factor binding; transcription corepressor activity
Source: RefSeq, a predicted model, not a curated record